AGAGUUUGGGGGCGCGGCCAAGAGAUCAAACUGCACCUCUCAGAUCCAAAGCUCUGUUGCUUGACGUCACGGACACUUGUCUGUCAGUCUCCUAGAGGGGCACUCUCUCUCACUCUCUCUUUCUCUUUCCUUCUACCUCUCACUCACACCCGGAGAGCGGGAAGCAAAGCAAAACACUUAAAAUUACGGUGAGCUGAGUUACCUCUUGCUCACAUACUGACCCAGUCGUUGGCAAGAACAGCACCCUCUGAGCGGACAGCAGGAGCUUCAGGCUUCAGGAGAGCAGUCCCCAUGCAAAACGAGCUUCCACAACCCUAAUUUGCCCAGGCUGCAGCUCCAGGGCAGUAUGAACGUGAGUGCCGCCUCCCUAAACGAUUCAGGGGCUGUUGAUGCAGCAGCGGUUGCUGUGGAAGGAGCAGCGACAGCAGCUGCAUCUGACCCAACUCGAUGGUUGCCCCCUGGGAGCGCCGCACUAGGCAGUGGGACCAAUGGGUCCCUGGAGCUCUCAUCACAGCUGCCUGCGAGUUCUCCUGGGUUGCUCCUGUCGGCCAUCAACCCGUGGGAUGUGAUGCUGUGUGUGUCCGGCACAGUGAUCGCUGGCGAGAACGCACUGGUGGUAGCCAUCAUCUCCUCUACUCCAGCGCUGCGCACGCCCAUGUUCGUGCUGGUAGGGAGCCUGGCCACCGCUGACCUGCUGGCGGGAUGCGGGCUCAUUCUCAACUUCGUAUUCCAGUAUGUGAUUCCUUCUGAAACCGUCAGCCUGCUCACUGUGGGCUUCCUCGUGUCCUCUUUCACUGCCUCCGUCAGUAGCCUAUUGGCUAUCACCGUGGACCGCUAUCUGUCGCUCUACAACGCUCUCACUUACUACUCAGAGAGGACCCUACUGUGCGUCCAUCUCAUGCUGGCGGUGACCUGGGGGGUGUCCCUAUGCCUGGGGCUCCUGCCAGUGCUUGGCUGGAACUGCCUGGCUGACCGUGCGUCUUGCAGUGUGGUCCGGCCGCUCACUCGCAGCCACGUGGCGCUUCUCUCCACAUCCUUCUUCGUGGUCUUCGCCAUCAUGCUGCACCUUUACGCUCGCAUCUGCAAGGUGGUUUGCCGCCACGCUCACCAAAUUGCUCUGCAGCAGCACUUCCUGGCCCCACCUCACUACGUAGCCACCAGAAAGGGGGUCAGCACUCUGGCCAUAGUCCUCGGGACUUUUGGAGCCAGCUGGCUCCCUUUCGCCAUCUACUGCGUGGUUGGCAAUCACGAGUACCCGUCAGUGUACACUUAUGCCACUUUGCUCCCUGCCACCUACAACUCCAUGAUUAACCCCAUCAUCUAUGCCUACAGGAACCAGGAGAUUCAGAGGUCCAUGUGGCUCCUGUUCUGUGGUUGUUUCCAGUCCAAAGUGCACUUCCGCUCUAGAUCCCCCAGCGAUGUGUGAAAGGAUCCUCUCUCCUCCCUCCCAGCACUACACAAGUUGACAAUAUUGGCGAACUACACAGUGCCUGUUGAUGAACUUCUAGACCCAUUAGUGUGAAAGUCUCUUUUAAAAAAUUCAACCCUACACCAACACAAAAGCUCACCAAGAAAAUAUGCUUCAGGUUAGCACUUUAUAUAUACAGUGUAUAUAUUCAUGUAGAUAUAUAUACAAAUAUUUGUAUCCUCUGAAAGUGUUCAGGGUUUUGAGCUUACAAUUCUGUGAAAAAAAAAGUGGUUGCAUACCAAAAUUGUACAUCACAUUUGUGAAGUGAAGACAUUCCAAAACUGCUUAAUUAUAGCACUUUAUUUCUAGCUGCUGAACUGCCAAAACAGUGUUGCCAUGUUGGAAAGCAGGGGAAAGAAAGUAAAAUGUUGUAUUUUUGUUGUAUGUGAUGGUAUAUUUUGCUGCACACACAUCAAUACAUUACAACAUAUUUUGUACACAAAUAAAUACAUCAAAUGUGUAUUUGUGUAUUUGUCUAAUUGCAAACCCAACAUUUUAAAUCUGAUUCAUUAAAGUAUUUUGAAAAUCUUGA
Messenger RNA from Antechinus flavipes (yellow-footed antechinus), 2000 nucleotides. RefSeq names its product G protein-coupled receptor 6 (gene GPR6). The record is from RefSeq and is a predicted model, not a curated record. Gene Ontology annotation, cellular component: membrane. Gene Ontology annotation, biological process: G protein-coupled receptor signaling pathway. Bases 347 to 1426 code for a protein of 359 amino acids. The transcript is spliced from 2 exons. NCBI's taxonomy places the organism in Eukaryota, Metazoa, Chordata, Mammalia, Dasyuromorphia, Dasyuridae. Gene Ontology annotation, molecular function: sphingosine-1-phosphate receptor activity.